Aspergillus bombycis is the source of this 1074-nucleotide messenger RNA. RefSeq lists its product as uncharacterized. The transcript has a single exon. Lineage: Eukaryota; Fungi; Ascomycota; Eurotiomycetes; Eurotiales; Aspergillaceae. Bases 1 to 1074 code for a protein of 357 amino acids. The record is from RefSeq and is a predicted model, not a curated record.
AUGGCCACAGGAGUGACUGCUGGAGGUAUAGCAUGGAACAAGGCACAGGUCAUGAUAGAGCAACAGAUAAUGUCACUAGGUCCAAGACAGCGACUGUUAUUGGUGACUCGUACUGUCAUAUGGGCAAUUUCUGUUCUGGCCGAGGGUCUCUUUGGUGGGCUUCUCCUAAUGACACUAGCAAAACGGACCAGCCGCAGCAGAUGGUCAACCUCGCUACCUCACGAUCUUGAUGCCCUCCACGAACAGUUAGCUGUAAACAACAGAUUGGAGUCAACAAAGCAGCCGCAACUUGUAGUUGACUCCCCGAAGCAAUCGGCAGAUCAAAAGCGGAGCUGUGAUGGCUUGAUAGCGAUCCAACAGUCUACUUCAAGUGCUGCGUCUUUGAUCUCGAAGCGCUACUCAGGCCGAACAUUAUACCAGCAGGAUUCCAAGCACGGUUCUAUUGACCUCAAUCCACCAGUAGCCUAUCCUGAGUGCGUUGUAAUGCGCAAUACAUUCGAUAGCUGCCCCUACGAACAUAACAUUUACACUAUAGGGGCCGAUAGUGACUCUAGGUCACGCAAGACACAGGGAAAUAGACCAGAGCUUAGGUGCUCGUUGGAUACUUUGCGACGGCAAUCUUCAUUCAGGAGGUCAUCGGAUACUUCAAGAUCACUUCAGCCAGAGGCUCCCACCAAAGGUGGUCACCCCAAACUAACACUGUCCGAUGAGAGUAAUAUCCAUCCACUUUUUCGCUCUAACAGUCCAACUCCCCCGCCUACAGCUAUGCCUGGGACUACCGUUAUUGCAUCUCCGGUGGCUGGACAGACCAUCUCUAUGAAAGCGUUACAUAGGAUGAGAUCAACUAACUCACUCCGGUCUUACACUCCACGAAGUCGGUCACCCCUGUUUGAGCAGAUUGAUCAGGCCGGCGAAGAAGUGCAUCCAAAGACAGGGCUUGGUGAUGGUCGAUGUGAGCCUAACAAUGACCAGAUAUUCACAAUACCAAAUUUUGUCAUGGCUGCGGACCUGCGAAGGAGCAUAACACAGUAUGAGAAAAGGUACGACUUGAUCGAAUCCCCUCAUGAAAGCUAG